Messenger RNA from Sesamum indicum (sesame), 983 nucleotides. Its product is annotated as large ribosomal subunit protein uL2my, C-terminal part. Gene Ontology annotation, molecular function: RNA binding; structural constituent of ribosome; transferase activity. Gene Ontology annotation, cellular component: ribosome; mitochondrial large ribosomal subunit. The record is from RefSeq and is a predicted model, not a curated record. Gene Ontology annotation, biological process: mitochondrial translation. Lineage: Eukaryota; Viridiplantae; Streptophyta; Magnoliopsida; Lamiales; Pedaliaceae.
UAUUCGCUUCUAAAACCCUCAAAAUCCCAAACCCUUAAGCCCCAAACUGAAAAUAACAGCAGAAAGAAGAAUGGCGCUCUUCAGAACUCGCUUGGCUUCGUCAUCUCUCCUCCGUUCAAUUCUUCAUACUCCUUCUCGAUCUCUCUCUUCCGUUGCAGUUGAGAAUGUGGAAUCCAAAGGGAUGCCAUCAUGGAAGUCAAUGAUGGCCCAGAUGUUGACGCAGGACAUAAGCUCCCAUGUCGGAAGCUGUAUGCCGCUGUCGAAUAUGCGGAUUGGAACCCUCAUCCACAACAUUGAGAUGCGACCAGGCCAGGGCGGGAAACUUGUACGCGCAGCGGGGACCUCUGCUAAGAUACUUACUGAGCCCAACAGGUCAACCAGGUAUUGCGAGAUAAAACUGCCAUCUGGAGUCAAGAAACUGAUUGACAAGAGAUGUUGCGCUACUAUAGGCACGGUCUCAAACCCUGAACAUGGAACAAAGAAACUGAGGAAGGCUGGGCAAAGCAGAUGGCUUGGCCGGAGGCCUGUUGUGAGAGGUGUGGCAAUGAAUCCAGUUGAUCAUCCACAUGGUGGUGGUGAAGGAAGGAGUAAGAGUAGUGGGAGUCACGGCCGAGUCUCUCUUACCCCCUGGGGGAAGCCAACUAAGUGUGGAUACAAAACUGCACGGCUUAAGAAAAGGAUGUAAGGGAUCUUCUGAACAGGUGAAAUUCUGGACCUAUAGAUCCAUGCAAUAUCAUUAGAUUCAGACGAUGGGUGACCGGACACGUUCCUCUUAUCCAAUUUCCCGUAGUCGAAUGGUUGUGCUGUGGAAAAACCUCCUGAACUUCAGGCAAUAACACAACAGUUUGUGGGAAAGCUACAUUUUCUGUCAAUUUUUCUUGUCUGUUGGAGUCUUGUUUUGAGUCACGACAAUUCUGAGCAAUGCACGAAUCAAUUCAAAUAACUCUGAAAUUAUACUGAAUUAGAAUACCAUUACUGUGCUA